Cyphellophora attinorum is the source of this 567-nucleotide messenger RNA. RefSeq names its product Copper transport protein ctr4. The coding region runs from base 1 to 567 and encodes 188 amino acids. The record is from RefSeq and is a predicted model, not a curated record. Gene Ontology annotation, biological process: copper ion transmembrane transport. Gene Ontology annotation, molecular function: copper ion transmembrane transporter activity. Lineage: Eukaryota; Fungi; Ascomycota; Eurotiomycetes; Chaetothyriales; Cyphellophoraceae. The transcript has 2 exons. Gene Ontology annotation, cellular component: membrane.
AUGGACCACGGAAGCAUGGGUGAGGGCGACGGCCCGACAUGCAAGAUCUCUAUGCUGUGGAAUUGGUACACUAUUGACGCCUGCUUCCUCGCCGAAUCCUGGCACGUGACGAGCUCUGGCCAAUUCGCAGCGUCCUGUAUCGGCGUCAUUCUGCUCGUUAUCACGCUUGAGGUACUGCGACGGCUCGGCAAGGAGUAUGACUCGCACAUGUACCAGCAAUGGCAUCGUCAGGCAGCAGCACGAUUCUCGAAUCCAGGACCUCAGGAUUGCUGUGGUCCAGAGAACCCUCCAACGUACCCGCAGCAGUUUGCCACUUUCAGAGCGACGCCACUGCAGCAGACUAUCCGCUCGGUGAUCCACAUGGCGACGUUUGCGGUGGCGUACUUCAUUAUGUUGCUGGCCAUGUACUUCAAUGGGUACAUCAUCAUCUGCAUCUUCAUUGGUGCUUUGCUUGGCAAGUUCCUCUGCGAUUGGACCAGUAUCAAGAUUCCUGUGGGAGGUGCUGCCAGCUCCGGGUCAGGGCCGCAGGCCAAAGGCGAGGAGGAGCUGACUUAUUGCUGUGGCUGA